Amaranthus tricolor (Joseph's coat) is the source of this 3704-nucleotide messenger RNA. RefSeq lists its product as uncharacterized. Gene Ontology annotation, biological process: DNA transposition. The transcript has 5 exons. NCBI's taxonomy places the organism in Eukaryota, Viridiplantae, Streptophyta, Magnoliopsida, Caryophyllales, Amaranthaceae. Bases 1650 to 2831 code for a protein of 393 amino acids. Gene Ontology annotation, molecular function: transposase activity; DNA binding. The record is from RefSeq and is a predicted model, not a curated record.
GUGCUUACAACAAUGAUUUACUCGAAGCAAUUCUUUUAUACAAAUCACGGGCAAAAAGUGGUAUUUAUAAGAUGGUUUUUUACAUGAAUGCCGUCUAUUCUCAUAUCAAUGACAACGACUACGACGAGUAUCGCAAGUCAGAGGUAUAAAAAUUUAAACUGCAAUAUUGUUCAUUUUACAUAUACAAUAACUUUAAUCCUGCUAUCUAUUAAUUGAUAUAUUUACUUUUGAAGUUUUUUAGUUUACCCCUCUUGAAGUUGAAAUGCUACUUCGAGAGGCCUUCCCAAAAGUCUAUUGCUAUAUGUUCACUAGUAUUUGUAAUUUGUCACUCUGUAAGGAUACGUAAGUUGCAUUUCUGUUCUUUUUUAGAAACAUUAUAUAUCUUAUACUUAAUUUGCUUAAACUUAUUACAAGAGAGUUAUCACUUUGUCAGGAAUGCAUCGUUAGUUGAAGUUUUUAAGAGAUUGUCAAGUUUCUCUUUCGUGAAAAAUGAUUAAUGACUACACUAUCCUUGUAAGUAUACUAAGUGUAGUCAUUAAUUAGAAACGUUUGGAAGUAUAUUGCAGAUAUAUAGCGCCUCGAGCUGUAAAAAUAGCAAGUUGUAUGCUUGCGGUACAGGACUAUUCUGAGAUGAAUACAAUGUGGUUGUUAGUUCGUGCUCCAGGGGGUACUUUUGAUGUGAGGGUGGAUGACACUGAUAAGACCAAUUUGAUGGAGUUGUAAGUAUAUGUUUGAGGAUUCAGUGAAACAGAACGCAUAUCUACCUAAAUACUUCACCCCAUUUGUCACUAAACCUAGAAAUAAUCGUAAGUUAGAGUUAGUUGAUGAUGGGGCAAUGUUAAAAAUGUGGGAGUGGAAUGAAGGGAAUAGUGAAAUUAAAGUUUUUAUAGAAGAGACAGAAACACCAUCCCUUGUGUUUCAGUCUGCAGAAGCUAGUUGGGUAAAAACUUUAAAGAACAGGGCUGAAAAUAUUAGGCUAAUGGAGGAAGAGAAUAGAAGGAUGGCAGAGGAAGCAGAAGCUGAGGAGCAGCUUUUGGCCCAACAGGCAUAUACUGUGGUUGUAUAGGUCCUUGUUUUGAAUGUUGAUGAUGGGAUUGAAUAUGUAAGAGUGUUUGCUACCCCAACAGCAGAUGAGGUUUUUUCAGGAGAUUCACUGCAGCAGGGGCAAGAAAACUGCUGUUAAGUUUUUUGAUUAUAGUGAAGAUGGUGAUUAUGAAGUUUCUGAUGUUGAGGUUGAUUCUGAUAUGGAGUUGGACAGUGAGGAUGAGUACAUUGUGAGAGAAGAAGAUGUUCGUGAUAAUAUACGUGAGAAGACCUUUGAGGAUUACUUAGAUGGGUCUCAUGUGUUAGACAAAAUGUACAAAAAUGGUAAAAUCUGGUCUCAGUUACCAUUUGGAUCCAUUGUUCUUGAGGAGUGGUUGAUAUUUGAAACCAAAACACAGUUUCUAGAUGUAUUCAGAGAUUACUGCAUACAAGAGGGCUUCUCUGUUUCAGUUGACCAUGUUGACAGUAAGAGGUACAUAGCAAGGUUUUUGAUGAGGGAUUGCACUUAGACGAUUCAUGCUUCAGUUCUAAGAGACAAAGUCAGUUGGGCCAUAAAGAAGCUAGAAGGAGAGCAUGCAACUUGUGGGAGGCUUGAAAAGAAUCCUAUGGUCUCUUCAGCAUGGCUAUGCAGACAAUUGUUACAAGACUUAGAGGCAAACCUAGAUGUCCCAGUUGAUUCAUUGCAGAGGCUGUGCAUGGAAAGGUACAAGAUCCAUGUGAAGUUGAGAUUGUUAAACAAAGUGAAGAGUUUAGUGAGGGAGCAAUUACAUGGUGGGUUUGCUAAGUCCUAUCCAGCUCUUCCAAAGUAUGCUGAAAUGAUAAAGCCCACAAAUCCUAGGUCUUAUGCUCUAGUUACAUGGAUUGAUAGUUUGCAAUUUAAGGCCUGUUUUAUAUCUUUUGCAGCUCAAGUGAGAGGAUUCUUAGGUGGUUGUAGACCUAUCAUAGGAAUAGAUGGUGCACAUUUAAGUGGGUAUUACAAAGGGGUUAUGCUCACUGCAGUUGCAAUAGAUGGGAAUAAUGAGAUCUUUGUGUUAGCCUAUGGGAUUGUUGACACAGAGAGCAUAGAUUCCUGGACUUAUUUUUUCAGAAACUUAAGGUGCUUGUUUGCUCAGUAUGAAUCUCAGAUGGAUGACUGGACUUUUAUCAGUGACAGGAUGAGGGGGGUUGAAUCAGCUUUGUUUGAGGUGUUCCCAAUAGCUACCAGGAGAAUAUGCUGCCAGCAUUUGUACUCAAAUUGCAAGGCUGCAGGAUGGAGUGGGGCAGUAUUUCAUAAGAUGUUUUGGAUUGCGGCAAAUACCUAUAAUGAGUACGUUUUUGAAAAAGUUAUGUCCAAGAUAAAAGAGUUUGAUGCAGCAGCAUAUGACUAUCUAAAAAAUGUAGAAGAGCAGUGGAGUAUGCACAUGUUUGACAUGACAGUUUGUUGUGAUCAUAACACAACAAACUCCGUAGAGUCAUUCAAUGCAAUAACAAAGGCUAACAGGGACAUGCUUGUAUUGACAUUGCUGGAAGAUGUCAGGAAUUGGUGUAUGAAAAGGAUGGGUUCUAGGUUCGAUAAAGUAGUAAGUAUAGAACCUAAUGAUCUAGUAGAGCAUGCAAAGGGGGUGCUGGCGACUAGGACUGAUGAUUCUAAGUUAUGCCAUGUCACUGCAGCUGGUGGUGGAGAGUUUAAGGUGAGGGAUGGCCAUGUCAAGUUCCCUGUCACGCUUGGAAAUAUGACUUGUGGGUGGGGGAAAUGGCAAGGAUCAGGGAUCCCUUGCAAGCAUGGUCUAAGGGUCCUUUACAACUAGAGACUUGAUCCUAGGGACUUUAUCUCACCUUUCUACAAGGGGGCUGCAUACAAACUCACUUAUGGAGAUCACAUCCACCCCAUGGCUGAUCCAACUCAUUGGCCUUCACUAGAUGUGCCACAAAUUGCACCACCCCAAGGGAAAAGAAAUGCUGGCAGACCACCUAAGCAAAGGAGAAGAGCUGCUCAUGAAGCAAAAAAAGGAAAGAGGCAUAAGAAUAACAAAUGCAGCCUAUGCAAAAUACUAGGCCACAAUGCAGUGACAUGCAAGGCAAAAAAGGCAUCAUCAAAGAAGGCAGCACAUGCAGCUUCCUCUUCACAGCAAUGCAACACAAGGGGGAAGAGAAAGACUGCUACUUAGCAUUGUUUAGUAUCAUUUUUCUGGUGAACAGUGUUUAUUGUCAAGUUGUUUUUGAACAAAAUGUUAACUACUUGGUUUGUAUGACACUUCUUUUGUUUAUCAUAAUUCCAACGGCUAUAUUAAAAAAAAAUGGUAUUUGACGCAAAUAAAAAAAGUAAAUGGUAUAUGGUGAAUUAUUAAUUUACCACAAACGGCACACUAACGGCAGUUGUCAUGAAUGGUAUUCUGUGCUAACGGACGUAAACUCAAUGGUAUACGGUGAAUUAAAACAUUUCGUGUGGUAUAUGGUGAAUUUUGAAGAAACUAAGUGGUAUAUCAUGAAAUAUCCGUAGUUUUUAUAAAAGGGACCAUUGCAUUGUAUGAACAACAAUUAAUUUCAUUUAUUGCUUCAAACAAAAUGGUGAAGAAAAAAAGAAAUAGAUAAUUUUUUUAUUAAUGAAGUAAUCCAUGAGCUACUAAUAACGCUUAACAAAAAAAGGUAAACCAAGUCAUGAUACAAUGACUAAUAUUGCC